Melopsittacus undulatus (budgerigar) is the source of this 736-nucleotide messenger RNA. It is a transcript of the gene ZNF593, whose product is annotated as zinc finger protein 593. Lineage: Eukaryota; Metazoa; Chordata; Aves; Psittaciformes; Psittaculidae. The record is from RefSeq and is a predicted model, not a curated record. Bases 39 to 440 code for a protein of 133 amino acids. Gene Ontology annotation, molecular function: nucleic acid binding; zinc ion binding. The transcript is spliced from 3 exons.
UCCGGGUGGGCGGGGCCUGUCUCCUCGCGGCCGCCGCCAUGUCUCCGCGCAAUGGCCGCCGCACCGGCGCGCACCGGGCGCACUCCCUGGCGCGGCAGCUGAAGACCAAGCGGCGGCGCCGGGACCUGGAUCAGAUCCACGGGGACCUGCGGCCGGAGAUCGCGGAGCGGCUGCUGCGGCAGGAGCCGGACCCCGACCUGCCGGGAUGCGCGCAGUUCUACUGCCUGCACUGCGCGCGCUACUUUGUGGACCUGACGAGCAUGAAGGAGCACUUCCGGUCCAAGGUGCACAAGAAGAGGCUGAAGCAGCUGCGGGAGGCACCGUACACGCAGGAGGAGGCUGAGCGUGCCGCGGGGAUGGGGUCCUACAUCCCCCCAGGGAAGGUGGAGGUGCAGACCCAGCCACUGGAGGAGGUCACUGAGAUGGAGGCAUCGGGCUGAGCACCGAGGGCUGGGGCAGAGUGGCUCUGUGGGGGUGCCUUUGUCUUCAGCUGUGUGAGAACGUCCCAGCAGGCAAACACUGCUCUGGCAGCGCUGCUGUGCAUGGCUCUGAUGAGGAGAAAGCCAGCGAGACCCCAGGUGCCCCCAUCUUCCCAGGGCAGGGGCAGGCUGCUUGUUCCCUCGGUGCUGGCAGGACUGUGCACUCCUCUCUUUGUUGUGGAGCGGUUUUGGGCCCCUCUCCAUGGGUCAGUGGUUACCCCAAAGACUCCUCUAUUAAAACACAUCAGUGACCAGCC